AUGGUUAUAUUCAAUCAGGCAGGAGUAAUGAACUACUACAGGAACGGAGAAAUAAAUACCGCCAUUACAACCGCUUCAAAGGAUAUAUCUAAAAUUACACAAAUUCCUACAGUGACUACUAUUGGUCCAAAAAGUACAUCUGAAAAUCCACCCAUACAUUCACCAACAACAGCAGAUUCAAAACAUACUACUGGUGUUACACAAGCCUCACCAGCGACUACUUCAGAAUCAACAAAUAUUCCAUUAACUACACCAACAUCAAUUCCAACUACAACCGCUUCAAAGGAUAUAUCUAAAAUUACACAAAUUCCUACAGUGACUACUGUUGGUCCAAAAAGUACACCUGAAAAUCCACCAAUACAUUCACCAACAACAGCAGAUUCAAAACAUACUACUGGUGUUACACAAGCCUCACCAGCGACUACUUCAGAAUCAACAAAUAUUCCAUUAACUACACCAACAUCAAUUCCAACUACAACCGCUUCAAAGGAUAUAUCUAAAAUUACACAAAUUCCUACAGUGACUACUAUUGGUCCAAAAAGUACAUCUGAAAAUCCACCCAUAUAUUCACCAACAACAGCAGAUUCAAAACAUACUACUGGUGUUACACAAGCCUCACCAGCGACUACUUCAGAAUCAACAAAUAUUCCAAUAACUACACCAACAUCAAUUCCAACUACAACCGCUUCAAAGGAUAUAUCUAAAAUUACACAAAUUCCUACAGUGACUACUGUUGGUCCAAAAAGUACACCUGAAAAUUCACCCAUACAUUCACCAACAACAGCAGAUUCAAAACAUACUACCGGUGUUACACAAGCCUCACCAGCGACUACUUCAGAAUCAACAAAUAUUCCAUUAACUACACCAACAUCAAUUCCAACUACAACCGCUUCAAAGGAUAUAUCUAAAAUUACACAAAUCCCUACAGUGACUACUGUUGGUCCAAAAAUUACACCUGCAAACCCACCCAUAUAUUAA
Molecule: messenger RNA, 978 nt
Organism: Rhopalosiphum padi (bird cherry-oat aphid)
Lineage: Eukaryota; Metazoa; Arthropoda; Insecta; Hemiptera; Aphididae
Product: mucin-2-like
Exons: 1
Coding region: 1-978 (325 amino acids)
Source: RefSeq, a predicted model, not a curated record